Anastrepha obliqua is the source of this 2282-nucleotide messenger RNA. RefSeq names its product angiotensin-converting enzyme (gene Ance-3). The record is from RefSeq and is a predicted model, not a curated record. NCBI's taxonomy places the organism in Eukaryota, Metazoa, Arthropoda, Insecta, Diptera, Tephritidae. Gene Ontology annotation, biological process: proteolysis. The transcript is spliced from 7 exons. Gene Ontology annotation, molecular function: peptidyl-dipeptidase activity; metallopeptidase activity. Gene Ontology annotation, cellular component: plasma membrane. The coding region runs from base 75 to 2282 and encodes 735 amino acids.
GCGUUUCCAUCAAAGUGAUAAGAUUCGCUACACAUCGAAGUUUGAGUGCCACUGCAGUUCCAACUACACGCAGUAUGACUGAAGUAAACAACAAACUGACCCUUAGCAUUUUUGCUACCCUGGUGCAUUUAGCAUUAGUGGUGAAGGCGGACCCACAACUCGAUUUGCCACCUUUGAACCCCGACACACAGGAUCCAGCACUAUUUUACAAUGCCCUCACACCCAGAAAACCAGCGAGUCCACAGCAAUUACAAGGCGACUUGGAUCGCAGUCAACGAUAUGGGCCGCCAUAUGUCAGUGACGGACUCAACGAUGAUGGGGCCGAUGAUUUUAGAAAUGGCCAAACGUACGAUGAACGCAUGCGCUACGGUUACACCUACCCGGCGAGAGCGCAAAACUUUUCACUUCCCGUAGCUGAUUCACCAUUUAGUGACUAUAACAACAAUAAUUUAGCGCAACAACAACGUGACAAUCUUCGUUAUCCCAAUCAUAAUUACGACAAUCCCAGCGAUCGUUUCAACAGCAACAAUCGUUAUGCAGAUGGUUUUGAUGGUCGUCAGCAGGAGCGCUACAACAUCAACGAUCGUGAACAAGAUCGUUUCAAUAAUCCCAAUAACGAUUACAAUGCACGUUUCAACGGGAAUCCACCACCACGCGAAGGCAACUUUGAUCCCAAUAGGCCCUUCAAUCCGAACAGCCCUUAUGCUAACGAUCGCAGUCGUUAUGAGAAUCCUUUCCGCCCGAAUCAAGAUCGUUUCAAUUUGAAUAACGAACGUUAUUUCGAACGACAACGCUUCCAACAGGACCGUCGCUAUCAAAUUGAAUUGGAGAAGUUACGCAACCUGCUUGUGGAGACAGAUCAGAGGGGGUCAUUGGAGUGUACUGCCAAUGUGGCAGCUCAAUGGAAUUUCGAGACAAAUGUGAAUGAGCUGACACAAGCGGAUGCGUUCAAUGCUCAACAAAAUUACGUCGACUUCUUACGCCUGGUCAGCGAACAAUCGAAGACUAUCAAUAAAGAACUGAUUCUCGAUCGACAACUCUAUCGCCAGUUGAUGUUACAAUCGGAGGCGGGACCAAAUGCUUUACCCUUAGAAACUUUGGACCGGUACAAUCGACUGAUCAAUGAGAUGUUGUACAUCUACAAUGAAGCCACGAUUUGCGCGUAUCAACAACCCUUUGUCUGCAAUCUGCGUUACAUACCCGAUCUUAAGGAGAUUAUGUCCAAAAGUCGCGACUGGGAUGAGUUACAGCACACCUGGGUGGAAUAUCAUCGCAAAGCGGGCCGUGAAAUGCGCGAUGGUUAUGAGCAGCUGAUUGACGUUAUGAACGAAGUAGCCUAUGUGAAUAAUGUCACGAAUGGUGGUGAAUUCUGGUAUCUUCCCUACGAGUCGGCCAACUUUCGGCAGGAUGUCGACAUUGUUUGGGAACAAAUACGUCCGCUAUACGAGGGUCUACACUCGUACGUACGUCGAAAAUUGCGCGACUAUUAUGGCCCGAAUCGCAUAAAUCGCAUUGCACCAAUACCAUCGCACAUACUCGGUAAUAUGUAUGCACAAUCGUGGUCGAACAUUUUGGAUAUCGUCAUACCUUACCCUGGGCGCAAAUUGGUCGAUAUAACGCCGCGCAUGAUUGAACAGGGCUAUACGCCUUUGCUAAUGUUCCAAUUGGCCGAAGAGUUUUUCACGUCUAUUAACAUGUCGGCCGUAGGUCCAGAGUUCUAUCGCAAUUCGUUGUUGGAACAGCCGCUGGAUGGGCGACGUGUAUUUUGUGAACCAUCUGCGUGGGAUUUCUGUAAUCGCCAUGACUUUCGUGUGAAAGUGUGUUCGGAAAUUAGUCAGAAGGGCCUGCUGAGUGCGCAUCACGAGAUGGCGCACAUACAGUACUUUUUGCAAUAUCGCCACUUACCGAAGGUGUUUCGAAAUGGUGCCAACCCAGCUUUCCAUCAAGCGAUCGGAGAUGCUGUGACGCUGUCCAUAUCGACAUCGAAACACUUUCAAACGAUUGGGCUGCUGCAACGCUCUGUCGACGAGUCGAGCUACGACAUAAACUACCUCAUCACAAUGGCCUUAGACAAGGUGGCUUUUCUUCCAUUUGCUUUGGCCUUGGAUAAUUGGCGUUACGAUGUUUUUAGUGGGAAUACCAACAAACACAUGAUGAAUUGUCACUUUUGGAAUCUCAGAGAGCGUUAUGGUGGUAUUAAACCGCCAGUACUACGAUCAGAAAAGGAUUUCGAUUUGGGUGCCAAGUAUCACAUUCCAGCAAAUAUACCGUACAUCAAGUGA